UGUAAACGCUCUACUUGUAUAUAAUAGAUACCUAAUAUUCACCUUCCCCUCCACACAUUCUAGUUUAGAAGAAGAGAAAGUUAAAGUUGGAAAUUAAGCUCUUCUUUCUGUUAAAAGGUGCAGAGAUUAAGAAGAAAAGAAAAUGGCUGUCCAGGACAAAAGCGAGACAGCUAACAGCAGCAGCAAGAAAAAGUUUCAGAAAAGCUACUUCGAUGUGUUAGGGCUUUGCUGCUCUUCAGAAGUUACUUUGAUUGAGAAUAUCCUCAAUUCUCUUGAUGGUGUUAAGGAGUUCUCAGUCUUUGUCCCAACAAAAACAGUGGUGGUUGUCCAUGAUGAUCUCCUUAUUUCUCAGCUUCAAAUUGUUAAGGCCCUGAACCAAGCAAAGUUAGAAGCAAAUGUUAGAAUGAAUGGAAAUGCAAGUUACCAGAAGAAAUGGCCAAGCCCAUUUGCUACGGCUAGUGGUGUAUUGCUUUUGGUGUCUUUGUUGAAGUUUGUGUAUUAUCCUCUUCACUGGGUGGCCCUGGGAGCUGUGGCCAUUGGAAUCCCACCAAUCUUCUUGAAAGCCAUUGCUUCCAUCAGGAAUUUUAGGCUUGGUACAGACAUUCUGGCUCUCAUUGCAGUGGCGGGGACAAUCGCUCUCAAUGAUUAUAUUGAAGCAGCAACCGUUGUCUUCCUGUUUACCAUUGCACAAUGGCUUGAGUCAAGGGCAAGCCACAAGGCUAAUGCGACGAUGUCAUCAUUGAUGAGAUUAGCUCCACAGAAAGCAGUCAUAGCUGAAACUGGUGAAGAAGUGAAUGUUGAUGACGUAAAAUUAAGCACUAUUCUCGCAGUUAAGGCUGGAGAGAUUAUACCCAUCGAUGGAAUAGUUGUAGAUGGCAAUUGCGAAGUAGAUGAGAAGACCUUAACCGGAGAAUCAUUCCCAGUUCCCAAACAACAGGAUUCUACUGUAUGGGCUGGCACUAUCAACCUUAAUGGUUACAUCAGUGUUAAAACGAUUGCUCUAGCUGAAGAUUGUGCGGUAGCUAAAAUGACAAAGCUUGUGGAAGAAGCUCAAAACAGCAAGUCUAAAACUCAAAGAUUCAUUGACAAAAUUGCUCAAUAUUAUACUCCAGUGGUCAUAAUCAUAUCAAUUAGCUUUGCAGUUGUUCCCCUGGCAUUAAGAGUUCAUAACCGUAAUCACUGGUUUCACUUGGCAUUGGUGGUCUUAGUAAGUGCAUGCCCAUGUGGUCUUAUCCUCUCCACACCUGUUGCAACUUUCUGUGCACUUACGAAGGCUGCAACAUCUGGUGUUGUGAUCAAAGGCGGAGACUAUCUCGAAACACUUGCCAAGAUCAAGAUAAUGGCUUUUGACAAGACUGGAACUAUCACAAGAGGUGAAUUCCUUGUCGCGGAUUUUCAAUCUCUCUGUGAAGAUGUGAGCAUUGAUACAUUGCUUUAUUGGGUAUCAAGCAUUGAGAGCAAGUCAAGUCAUCCUAUGGCAGCUGCCCUUGUCGACUAUGGAAGGAGUCUUUCGAUAGAGCCAAACCCUGAGAAUGUGGUGGAUUUUCAGAAUUUUCCUGGCGAAGGCAUCCAAGGAAAGAUUGAUGGGAAAGAAAUUUACAUUGGAAAUAGAAAGAUUGCCCUCAGAGCGGGAUGUGGAACGGUUCCAAUGCCAGAAGAUGGGGAUAUGAAGAGAGGGAAAACCAUUGGAUAUGUGUACUUUGGAGCAACUCCCGCAGGAAUUUUCAGCCUCUCUGAUGCCUGUAGGACUGGUGUUGCAGAGGCGAUCGCAGAGCUAAAGUCAUAUGGAAUUAAAACUGCUAUGCUAACAGGAGAUAGUCAAGCAGCAGCAAUGCACGCUCAAGAACAGCUAGAACAUGCAAUUGAAGCAGUCCAUGCAGAACUCCUACCUGAAGACAAGGCUAGGAUUUUGGAAACAUUUAAGAAGGAAGGACCAACAGCAAUGAUUGGAGAUGGACUAAAUGAUGCCCCUGCAUUGGCUACAGCUGAUAUUGGUAUCUCAAUGGGAAUUUCAGGUUCAGCACUUGCAACUGAGACAGGACAUGUCAUUCUUAUGUCCAAUGACAUCAGAAAAGUACCCAAAGCGAUCCAGCUUGCAAGAAAGUCUCAUAGGAAAGUAAUUGAGAAUGUCAUUCUCUCAAUAUCUAUCAAGUCUGCGAUCCUUGCCUUGGCUUUUGCUGGUCACCCUCUUGUUUGGGCUGCUGUCCUUGCCGAUGUCGGCACCUGUCUGCUAGUGAUCUUUAACAGCAUGUUGCUUUUACGGGAAACCCACAAGCGUGGAGAAAAAUGCCGCAAAAUAUCAGCUGCAGAAAAUAUUGAGAAAUGUGAUAAUAGAGAUUCAUGUCAUUAUUACGAGCCUUGCUGCUCUAACCAAAAGGUUGCAAAAAUGUGUAAACCUCAAGACUUGCAAAUCUGUGCUUCAAUGUGUGAGUCGAAUGAUGCAAAUAAGAAAUUAUCAUGUGGGAAUAAUAAGUGCUUAGACUCAGCUGAAGGGCUGCAGAAUGAAAUGAAGGAUUGUGGUAAUGGAAGUUGCAGCGUAGUCGACUUAGAGGAGAACAAUCCACACAAACAUGCUUGUUCAAGCUCUCACAAUUUGAGCACGAGUGUGAGACAGAGAUGCAAAAGUUCAGCAAAAAUGCAAGGCAAGUAUAUAGGAGGCGAUGGAUCGCAGAAGGGAAAGCACUCUCACCAUUGGCAUUGUGAUCAAGUAACUCAACAUUGUACCUCUAACGAUUCAAAACAUUCUACUGAGAUAGAAGAAGGAAUCAACAAUGGUCAUUGCUACUCCAACCACUGUCAAGAUUAUUUAGAAAACACUGUUGAAUCGAGCUUCAAUCAUGGGCCUCAAAAUCUCAAUCCCGUUAUCAUGAAUUGUUGCAGCCACAAGAACCUUCGUUGCUCUAGCAAUGACAUUCAUGCUUGCAUGAGCUUGGAGAAUAAGGAAAAUGGGCGUUGUUGCGAGAGUUACAUGAAGGGGUAUUGUGGUAACCAUGGACAAUUUGCAACUGGGGUUGGUGGAGGAAUGCUAGAAAUCGUCACUACAUAGAAUAUAUAUAUAUAUAUAUAU
Molecule: messenger RNA, 3067 nt
Organism: Hevea brasiliensis (rubber tree)
Lineage: Eukaryota; Viridiplantae; Streptophyta; Magnoliopsida; Malpighiales; Euphorbiaceae
Product: putative inactive cadmium/zinc-transporting ATPase HMA3
Exons: 10
Coding region: 143-3046 (967 amino acids)
Biological process (GO): monoatomic cation transport
Cellular component (GO): membrane
Molecular function (GO): ATP binding; ATP hydrolysis activity; ATPase-coupled monoatomic cation transmembrane transporter activity
Source: RefSeq, a predicted model, not a curated record